Messenger RNA from Acanthamoeba castellanii str. Neff, 1959 nucleotides. RefSeq names its product integrase core domain containing protein. The record is from RefSeq and is a predicted model, not a curated record. The transcript has 3 exons. Gene Ontology annotation, biological process: DNA integration. Lineage: Eukaryota; Discosea; Longamoebia; Acanthamoebidae. Bases 1 to 1959 code for a protein of 652 amino acids. Gene Ontology annotation, molecular function: nucleic acid binding.
AUGCUCGCCAUCGAGACCGGAGGACACAAGAUGUCGGAACGGAGCCGCCUCAUGAUUCUCGCAACAGCCCUCAAAAGCAUCAACCCGGCUUUCGAGGCUCAAUUCAAUGCACUCGCCGACGACACGGCCACAGAGGCCGUUCUCAAGGCACUCGACCACGUCGAGGCCUCCCAUCAUGCCAGCCCCAGCUCUGACACCAUCCUCUACGCCGGCCAAGGCCAGCACCACGGGCGUCCGGCAUUCCAACACCGUCAAGCGCCGUACGGCGCGCACGCGCAGACGCCGCCGAACUCUCUGCCACCGCGGCACCCGACUGGGCCUCGCUUGCCACGCCAGCAACGUCGUGACAACUGGGGCAGCGACAGAGGCCGCUGGUGCUCCCUGCACAACUCCAGUGGUCACUCGCUGGAGGAAUGUCGCGAGGCUGCCGCUCGUGGUCUCGCCGGCGCCACGCCUCGAGCUACUCCCCAGACCGCGCACACCGCCGCUCUUGCUGCGAUGACUGCCGCCGCCGUCGCGGCUGCGUCUUCUUUCCUGCUACACACGCCGCAGUCGUCCAUUCUCGCCGCCAUGACCGCCGCCACCGCUGCAGCCCACCCAAGCGAUUUCGCCAUUGUCAGUGAGUCUGCUGCCGGUGCUGCUCUCUCCUCUGAGCCGACACCCAAUAAACCAUUCCAGAACUACUCAGUCUUCUCCCUGGUCGCGCCCAUCCAUCUACCUACCAUCGCCGACACCAGCGCCACGCAACACACCACCAACCAAAGGGACCUGCUCCACAACUUCAUUCCUCUCGCGCUCCCGUCGAGGCUGGUGUGCGCCGACGGCGGACACAUCGAGUGUCUGGGGCACGGCACCCUGCGCAGCACCACCAUUGUCGACGGCCAGGCCAGCAACAUCAUGAUGUGUGAUGUCGCAUACAUACCUGGCGCUUCACACACUCUGAUCUCACCUCAGCAGCUACUGGAUGCCGGGUGCCGGGUCGCGUUCGACCAGCAAUGCGGAUUCCUAUUCUACCUGGACGACAAACUACACCUGUUCAGCUACUGGAGUGGGAACCUCUACUAUUUCAACAUCACCUUCACUCCAGCUGACAUUGCCACACCACAUGCCGCGCUUGUGGCGGCCACCUCACCACUGUGCCUUGAUCUCAUUCACCAUCGGCUUGGCCACGUCAGUGAACGGCGAUGCCACGAGUUCGUCCGGCAGUCCGCCGACCUCAGCGAGCGUGAGAAGCGCGCGGCUCUGUCAUCCUCGCUGUCGCCCAUCUGUGACGUCUGCCUUGCUGGGAAGCAGACCGUGCGUGGCGUCAGCAGGGUACCAUGCACGAACCACUCCGUGCGAGGCGCCUACCCCGGCGAUCUCCUCUCACUUGACCUGAUUGGGCCGAUGAGGCACCAAUCAGCUGGUGGGCACGCCUACCUACUCACCGUCACCGAUUCGUACUCGCACAUGCAUUUCGUUCGCCCGCUGCCCAACAAGACCUCCACCGCCAUCCAUGCGGCUCUUCAGGCGAUUGCUGCCUCGUUCCCUCCGGCGGUGCGCAUCCAUCAGGUCCAUCUCGACAACGCACGCGAGCUCAACGCGCUCAUGGGUGCAUGGAUCCUUGACAUCGGCGCCAAAAGGGAGCCUACACCACCCUACACGUCUGAAUACAACAGUGUCGUCGAGCAGUUUAACCGCGAGGUUAUGACGCGCGUUCAGUGCCUGCUCUUCAACGCUCGCCUCCCCAGCGAGUGGUGGGCUGAGGCUGCACGCUACGCAUGCAACGUCAUCAACCUGACGCCCACUCAGGCCAACCUGGACAGUCGGAUGCGCCUGCACGCACACGAGCGGCACAAGAUCUCCAAGCAGUCUGUGCCUGUGCGCUUCAUGAGCGUGGUGGACUACUCACUGUCCACCUACUGGGUCUACAUUGUCAGCCAACGCCGCAUUGUCGACACAGACCGCGUCGACCCAUGA